AGGGUAAGAAGAUCCGGCUGAUUAGGGGAGAUAAGAGAUAGGUAUCUUGGAACUGAUGGAGAGUUGCUCCCCUUGCUCCAACACUAAGAGCGUCAUUCACGUAGCGUUAGGAAAAAAAUGUUUUCAGAAAACAAUUUGAAAUAAAAAUUAUUUCAUCUUUCGUUGAAGCUUUAUAAAAUCAACGUGUCAAAUGUAUUUCGUUCAGUGAAGAUUUAUGCUGGUGUGAUUUAAAAUGCAGCUUUUGGUGUAGAAGAACUUGUUGAAUGGAAGACUGUAUCAGCUUUUAUAAUUCAUCUGUGCCUUGGUCUGGCCAGCGACGGAUGGGGCUGUGUUGCGCCAACUGCAACACCACGACCACCACCCUGUGGAGGAGGAACGGCGAGGGCGAGCCCGUCUGCAACGCCUGUGGGUUGUACUACAAGCUGCAUCAGGUUAACCGACCACUUUCCAUGAAAAAAGACGGCAUUCAAACAAGAAAGAGAAAACCAAAGUCUUCGGGGAAAUCUAAAGGAGGAUCUAAAGACCCACAACAACAGCAACAACAACAACAGCAAAGAGUUCAACAACAGCAGCGCCAACAACAACAACAGCAACAACAACAACAGCAACAACAGCAGCAGCAACGACAACAGCAGCCGCAUAAUCUAUACUUAGACUACGGAGCCACGCAUAUGCAGCAGCAGAGCCAGCUACACCAUCACCACCAGAGCCACCACCAGCAGCAUCAAUCCAUGAUGACUGGCGAGUCGGACAUGGGCCAGGGUGACGUCACUUCCUACGCCCCUCCCCAGCACCUGCGGUCACAUGACCUGCUGGAUUUGUCACGCUCACAGAACGGUCACGUGACGGAGCUCAAACCCCUGCCCCCCUACUCCUCACUGUACCCGCUCAGCUCCCACACCAACGGAGGGGGCAACGACCCCGGGCAGCACAGCGGCCAACACCACAGCCACAACUCAGCCGUACUCGCCGCCCUGGCCUCCCCCUCGGUCACCAACCCCCCGGCCCUGCUGCCCAUCUCCAGCCUGACCCCCGCGGGGCGCCACAACCUUGCCUCAGCCAGCCAUCUUUCCCUGUCCAGCGCGGGGGCCAACCAUCUUUCACACAGCAUGCACGGGGCGCUGCUGACUGACACCGCCAUGGGGCGCACGCUGGAGAGUAUGAUGAUAAAGCAGGAGCAGGACGCCUUGUACGCGCCCUCCCCACCUAAAGCUGUACCCGUGAUGACGUCAGACGGCUCCAACGAAACGGAAACCGCUGUCCAGGGCCUUAGCAACAGCGAAAUCCUUCAACUAAAGUCUCCCUCUGUUAGUCUAUAACACAAGGGGAAAGCAUCACACAUUGUACUGAGCCUAUUACACAAGGGAGAUCACUGUAGCGUCUAACGAAUAUUCAAUUUAGGAGA
Messenger RNA from Physella acuta, 1405 nucleotides. RefSeq names its product GATA-binding factor A. Gene Ontology annotation, biological process: cell fate commitment; negative regulation of transcription by RNA polymerase II; positive regulation of transcription by RNA polymerase II. Lineage: Eukaryota; Metazoa; Mollusca; Gastropoda; Physidae. Gene Ontology annotation, cellular component: nucleus. The record is from RefSeq and is a predicted model, not a curated record. Gene Ontology annotation, molecular function: zinc ion binding; DNA-binding transcription factor activity, RNA polymerase II-specific; RNA polymerase II cis-regulatory region sequence-specific DNA binding.